Grosmannia clavigera kw1407 is the source of this 546-nucleotide messenger RNA. Its product is annotated as mitotic spindle biogenesis protein. The record is from RefSeq and is a predicted model, not a curated record. Gene Ontology annotation, biological process: attachment of spindle microtubules to kinetochore. Lineage: Eukaryota; Fungi; Ascomycota; Sordariomycetes; Ophiostomatales; Ophiostomataceae. The coding region runs from base 1 to 546 and encodes 181 amino acids. Gene Ontology annotation, cellular component: spindle microtubule; DASH complex. The transcript has 2 exons.
AUGUCCGCCAUGCAACAGUCCACUCUCAGCCUCUACGGCGACUGCGUUGACUCGCUGCGCGCGUCGCUGUCCUUUCUCGAGUCCUCGGUGGCGACGUUGGACGCUGGCGUUGCCGACUUUCCUCGCCUCGAGAGCGUGCUGAAGACCGUGCGGCACUACGAGCUCGUCCCACAGCCCACGCUCGCGGCAGCCGAGGCCUCUCUCCAAAGCGAGAUCGGUCCCUCCGUGGCCGCCCUCCUCGACCGCGCUGAGACCCAGCUGGCACGCCAGGCGCGCCGCAUCGACACGCUGCAGGCGCGCGCCGCGCUGCAGGCCGGCCGGCUCGAGGGACAGGCGGCGACAAAAUCAGCAACGACGACAGCCAAGCCUACGGCCAAGACGGCCCGGACGGCCAAGCAGUCCAUGGGCGCCGAUGCCUUGCGGGCCCGCAUGACCCGCCAGCGCCGCGAACAGCUCAAGUACAGCAUCCAGCGGCUGGAGCGUGAGGUGGCCCAGAAGGAACGCGAGCUGCGGCAGCGCCUGCAGUCAACGUCGGCCCUGGCCUGA